Molecule: messenger RNA, 1055 nt
Organism: Anolis carolinensis (green anole)
Lineage: Eukaryota; Metazoa; Chordata; Lepidosauria; Squamata; Anolidae
Product: heme-binding protein 2-like
Exons: 7
Coding region: 215-883 (222 amino acids)
Cellular component (GO): cytoplasm
Molecular function (GO): heme binding
Source: RefSeq, a predicted model, not a curated record
GCCUGGUGCCCACGUCUGACGGGUGCCAGGAGCCGCGUUUAAAAGGAAGGAAGGAGAAGGAGGAGGAAAGACGGUGGAAGGAGAAGAAGAGGAGAAGAAGAAGAGGAGAAGAAGAGGAGGAGGAGGAGGAGGAGAGGCAGAAGCAGCAGCGCCCCAGUCCCCCCUUGGACCCCAAAGCGUCUCUGGAAGUUCUUUUCAGUUUCUCAUUUCCAAAAUGCUGGGCGCUUCCUCUGUCCCUGUGGCCGUGUUCCUGGCACUGGUCCUCGUUGGGAACCCGGGAGAGUCCGCUGAGAGGGCGGAACCCCCUCCUUGCAAGGAAAACAGGGAGUGCUUGAACUACACGGUGGUCUGCCACGGAUCGGGCUAUGAGGGGCGCCACUACCCGAACUCCUCCUGGGUGGGCACCCGCGUGCAGGACGGCUCCAAGUACUUCUCCGCCGUGGUCAAGUCCUUCUGGCGCCUCUUCCGCUACAUCCACUUGGGGGCCAACGAGAGGAAGGCCACCAUCCCGAUGACGUCGCCGGUCCUGACCCGGGUGGAGGAGGCGGAGGGGUCCUUCGAGGUCUACUUCAUGCUGCCCGAGGCCUUCAGGGCGGACCCCCCGAAGCCCACCGAGGAGACGGUCUUCCUGACCACCUCCCCAGAGAUGGAGGUCUACGCCCGCUUCUUUGGGGGCUGGAUGACGGACAACGUCCAGGAGGAGCAGCUGAAGUCCCUGGAUGAAGCCCUCACCCGCGACCAGAGGGCCACACGGCCGGGGCUGCACUACGUGGCCGGAUUCAACAGCCCCUUUGAGCUCUACAACCGGCGCAACGAGGUCUGGCGCCUGGCGGAGGGAGACCUGGCCUGCCCCUCGGCCCUGCAGGAGGGUCCGGAGGAGUAGCCCCACUCCCAGGGCCACCCAAAGUGGAGCCAAACCGCUUCAGCCCCGCAGUGCGGAUCUCCUCCUCCUCCUCAUCUCUUUGCUCUUCCUGGGCAGAGACCUCUUCUUGCUUCCAGGGAAUAAAGAAGCGCAUUUUAAUAAUAAAAAUAGCCAGUUAAUGCUUGGAGGGAAA